AUUUGUCUUUUUUACGUGAAAGCUGCUCGUAAGCUAUGGUUUAAACAGGCUCCAGGCAAUCAUCUGAUGGAAGAACAACAGCGUCGACAGCUGGUUACAAAAAGGAAAGUGGUCCGCAUGCUCGUCAUCAUUGUUGUGGUGUUUGCUACUUGUUGGCUUCCCGCGCAGGUAUUACACCUUUUCUGGGUAGCAACAACGUUUCGUGAAAACCUGCCAGAAAUUGUCAUGUACCUGGUAUUUUGGGUGGCCCACGCAAACAGCGCCAUCAACCCUUGGCUGUAUAUUCCCUUAAGCACCAAUAUUAGAUUGGCCUUUAACCGGAUGGUA
Molecule: messenger RNA, 327 nt
Organism: Porites lobata
Lineage: Eukaryota; Metazoa; Cnidaria; Anthozoa; Scleractinia; Poritidae
Source: the annotation of a GenBank genome assembly